AUGUCAAUUCAAGAAAUUUCAACUACUCCAUUUGGAGAUCAAAAGCCCGGUACUUCAGGUUUAAGAAAAAGAGUUACUGUUUUUCAGCAACCUCAUUAUACUGAAAACUUCAUCCAAGCAAUCUUAGAUGCCAUUCCAGAAGGAGCUAAAGAUUCCACUUUAGUCAUUGGUGGUGAUGGUAGAUACUAUAAUGAUGUAGUUAUUCAAAUCAUUGUUAAGAUCGCCGCCGCAAAUGGAGUUAAGAAAUUGAUCUUAGGUCAACAUGGUAUUCUUUCCACACCUGCCACUUCUCACGUUAUUAGAAUUAGAAAAGCUACUGGUGGUAUUAUUUUAACUGCUAGUCAUAAUCCAGGGGGUCCAAAAAAUGAUUUAGGUAUUAAGUAUAAUUUAGGAAAUGGUGGCCCAGCACCAGAAUCAGUUACUAAUAAGAUCUUUGAAGUUUCAAAGAUUUUAACUCAUUAUAAGUUAAUUGAAUUACCAGAAGUUGAUAUUUCAACCAUUGGUAUUACCAAUUUAAAAGAUAUUAUUGAAGUUGAAGUCAUUGAUUCAACUAAAGAUUAUGUUGAUAUGUUAAAGGCUAUUUUUGAUUUCCCAUUAAUUAAGUCAUUCAUUACGAAGGCCACCAAAGAACAAGGGUUUAAAGUUUUAUUUGAUGCUUUGAAUGGUGUAACUGGUCCUUACGGUUAUAAAAUAUUCGUUGAAGAAUUAGGUUUACCAUUAUCUUCAAUUCAAAAUUAUAAACCAUUACCUGAUUUCGGUGGUUUACAUCCAGAUCCAAACUUGACUUACGCUCAUACUUUAGUUGAAAGAGUCGAUAAAGAAGGAAUUGAUUUCGGUGCUGCUUCAGAUGGUGAUGGUGAUAGAAAUAUGAUUUAUGGUGCUGGUACUUUUGUGUCUCCAGGUGAUUCAGUGGCUAUUAUUUCGGAAUAUGCCGAUUCAAUUCCAUACUUUAAAGAACAAGGAGUUUAUGGUUUAGCUAGAUCAAUGCCAACAUCUGGUGCUAUUGAUUUAGUUGCCAAAUCAAAAGGUUUAAAUGUUUAUGAAGUCCCAACUGGUUGGAAAUUCUUUUGUUCAUUAUUUGAUGCUAAAAAAUUAAGUAUUUGUGGUGAAGAAUCCUUUGGUACUGGUUCUAAUCAUAUUAGAGAAAAAGAUGGAUUAUGGGCUGUUGUUGCAUGGUUAAAUGUAUUAGCUGAUUAUAAUUUACAAAAUCCAGGAUCAAAAACUUCUAUUAAAGUUGUUCAAGAUUCAUUCUGGGAAAAAUAUGGUAGAACAUUCUUUACAAGAUAUGAUUAUGAAAAUGUUUCUUCAUCCGGUGCCAAUAAAUUAGUUGAAUUAUUAGCUUCAAUUGUAUCAUCAUCCAAAGUUGGUGAAGAAUUAAAAACAGGUUAUACUAUAAGUGAAGCUGCUAAUUUUUCAUAUACUGAUUUAGAUGGUAGUGUUUCUGAUAAUCAAGGUUUAUUUAUUAAAUUCACUAAUGGCUUAAGAUUUAUUGUUAGAUUAUCAGGUACAGGAUCAUCAGGUGCAACUGUUAGAUUAUAUUUAGAAAAACAUAGUUUAACUGCAUCAACUUAUCAAACUAAAGUUGAUUUGUUCUUUGCUAAAGAUAUUGAAUUCAUCUUGGAGUUAUUAAAAUUCAAAGAAUUCCUUGGUAAAGAUCAACCUGAUGUUAAAACCUGA
Molecule: messenger RNA, 1677 nt
Organism: Scheffersomyces coipomensis
Lineage: Eukaryota; Fungi; Ascomycota; Pichiomycetes; Serinales; Debaryomycetaceae
Gene: PGM2
Product: phosphoglucomutase
Exons: 1
Coding region: 1-1677 (558 amino acids)
Biological process (GO): carbohydrate metabolic process
Cellular component (GO): cytosol
Molecular function (GO): phosphoglucomutase activity; magnesium ion binding
Source: RefSeq, a predicted model, not a curated record